Molecule: messenger RNA, 1011 nt
Organism: Botrytis deweyae
Lineage: Eukaryota; Fungi; Ascomycota; Leotiomycetes; Helotiales; Sclerotiniaceae
Exons: 3
Coding region: 1-1011 (336 amino acids)
Source: RefSeq, a predicted model, not a curated record
AUGCGUCUUCACAACCUCCCAACGGAAACCGCAUUUCUAUCAACCCUCCUCUUUCCACUCCUUUCUUCCGCGCUUGGAAAUUUAGAUUGUACGAACAUAGUUGUCGACAAAAAGGCGUUCAAUUUGGAAGCAUUAGGUGGACCACGGUCGGCAUUACACAGUGUUGAAGAUUAUGUUGGAGAAGCAGCAAAAGGAUGGACAAAUACAACAUACACAAUCGACCUUUGCAAUCCUAUAGUCAAGAAGGGUUUCUAUGAGUGUCCAGGUGGGACAAGAGUUUGUGGCAUAACACAUGUUAUCAAUGAAGAGGAAGGAUCAGACGCAACACAACAAAUUGUUCCAUUUGCAGGCGAAUUACAAAAUUACGGCGGAGGUCCUCUCGACGCUAAAGUGGAACGACUUAGCAACUCUAAAUCUCAUUCAGACGCCGACAAAGAAGGAUUGCGUGUAGAGCUAAACGGUGGCUUUAUCGGACGAGGGAAGAAUAAGAGACCACAAAAAGCCAUCGUGGAGUUUAUUUGCGAUGCGAACAGAACUGGGCUGGAAAAUUUGUGGGUACCACCAGAGCCGAAAAACAAGCAGAAGGAUGAGGAGAAGCACAAUAAGAGGGAGGAAGAAGGGAAUGAUGAUGAAGUGAUUGGAGCGCCAGGCAACGAUUCGAGUCUUCAAUUUGUUAGGUUAGACAAAGAUAAAGACGAUGCAGAUAUCCUAAGGUUGACUUGGCGCACAAAGUAUGCUUGUGAGGAUGGACCAAAGGACGAUGGUGAUGACAGCAAAAGUUCACAUUGGGGGUUCUUUACUUGGUUCAUUAUUGUUGCAUUCCUUUCAACGGCCGCAUACUUGAUUUUUGGAUCUUGGCUCAACUACAAUAGAUAUGGCGCUCGUGGAUGGGACCUUCUCCCCCACGGAGAUACGAUCCGUGACGUUCCAUAUUUAUUGAAGGACUGGUCCAGAAGAGUUUUGAGUACCGUACAAGGUGGUGGAAGUAGAGGAGGUUAUGCGGCAGUAUGA